AUGCGCUGCUGGACGUGGAGUCGAAACGCGUCAUUUGCACUGCUAGCAAGUGGUGCUUUGUGGUCACGAGUACCAACAGCUCGCGUGAUCCGUCUCGACCAGUGGAAGUUCUGCUCCAGCAAUGGAUCUGUGUGCGUGGAGAACGCGACAGUGCCGGGCACGUCGCAUGUUCACUUACUCGAAGCUGAAGUGUUGCUGCAAGACCCGUACUAUCGCUUCAAUGAGGCGCUCUACCAAUGGGUAGCACAAGAAAAGUGGACGUACACGACGCACGUGACGCUGCCGAAGGACGUCGACAAGACACAGACGACGCUCGUGUUUGAGACACUGGACGGCAUCGCUCGAGUACUAGUCAAUGGCAAGCAGGUCGCUGCGACGGCCGACUCCUUCGUGCCUUAUCGGAUCGACCUGGCAGACGUGCUCGUGACGAGUGUGAAUGAGAUCCGAGUGGUUUUCGAGCCUGUGAUGCAGUACGCGAGGCGACAGGCCGACAAGUAUCCUUACUUUGUCCCCGCGACGGAAAACUUCAACACGUGGACCGAGCCGUCACGACGCUCUUUUGUUCGUAAAGCAGGGUCGGAUUUUGGAUGGGACUGGGGUCCAGCCUAUGCGACGGCAGGCAUUGCUGGGGCAGCGUUUAUUGAGGUCAAAGAGCCUGUGGUGGAGCUACUGGACUUGGACAUUCUGCAGGUCUUUCCAAGCGGAAUCGAUGAUCUCUCAGCUGUGGAUGUUACAGUGAGCGUGGCACUGAAGGGUGGCAUCGCGAGUCAGCGAGCCCUCACGCUAGAACUAUUUGUCGAUGAGGUGAAAAAAGCUGCUACCACUACGACGACAUCGAAGAAUUGGACGGAAAAUGCGGUGGUAGAUCUCACGUUUCGGCUGAACUAUCCCAAACUAUGGUGGCCUGUAGGAUACGGCGAGGCACACCUCUAUGAUAUACGAGUAGAUGCUUGGAACGCGCAUACAAAAUCGUCUCUUUUCCAGAAGACCGGCAUUCGUCAUGUGGAACUUGUUCAAGACGACACGAAUGCUGGCAACGUGACUGGGAAGACAUUUUACUUCAAAAUCAACGGUGUCCCUGUGUUCAUCAAAGGCGCGAACUGGAUUCCGACAGAUUCGUUUCCUACGCGCACCAAGACAUCCACAGUGCAGCAUUUGCUCGAGAGCGCGCGUGCUGCAAACAUGAAUAUGAUUCGUGUGUGGGGCGGUGGUAGGUACGAGUCCGACUUCUUUUACUCGGAAUGCGACCGACUGGGCAUCCUAGUAUGGCAAGAACUCAUGUUUGCGUGCGGAAUGUACCCUCGAGACACCGCAUUCCUGAACAAUGCUCUGGAGGAGGUGAAGUAUCAAGUCAGCCGACUGCGCAAAUAUACCAGCAUCGCAAUAUGGGGUGGCAACAACGAGAAUGAAAACAUGAUGGAGCAAUUCGCUGCAGCUCCGAUCUUUCCACCAGGAACGACUUUCAAUCGUGAUAUCGCGGUUGCUGACUACACCAAGCUCUAUGUCGACCUCUUUUACCCUACGGUCACUGCAAUCGACUCAUCCAGGCCGUUUGUCGACACAUCUCCGUCAAACGGCUUGUAUUCCGUCGAUCCGUACGUCAAGCGAUGGGGGUCUUCGAACGACAUCGCGUAUGGGGAUGUCCACUUUUACGACUACAACAACGAUUGCCAGGACUAUCGCAUAUAUCCUCGAGCUCGCUUUGUGUCCGAGUUUGGUUUUCAGAGCUGGCCUUCAGCUGCUUCACUUCGCGACGUUAGUUCAAAAGAGGACUGGGGCUCUUUCCAAGCAUUCUGGAGAUUCCUAAAGUUUCGCGAAAGACACGAGAAUGGCACGACUCAGAUGCGUACGCAAUUAGAACGCCGCUUUGACAUCCCGUUACCCUUCCGCAACGAGAAAUGGCUUGCGGGAGCAUCUGAUACGCUGGAAGACGAGUUCUCUGGUUUCAGCAUCAACAAGAGCAUCGAGUCGUAUUUGUACCUCACUCAAGUCCAGCAAGCCUUGUGCUACCAAACCGCGAUACAAACUUGGCGGCGCGGUAAGAACCUCGAGCUUGGCAUGACGAUGGGAAUCUUGUACUGGCAGCUGAACGAUAUUUGGCAAGGCAGUAGUUGGUCGAGCAUCGAGCACGCAGGUCGAUGGAAAAGCUUGCACUACGUGGCAAAGCGCGAGUUUGCUCCAUUCAUCGUUUCAAUCCAUGAGCAGAGCAGUGACGGAACCUUGCAAGUGUACGCCGUAAGCGACGUGAACCAAGAGUUAGACGUGAACAUCGUCUAUGAGCUCCGACGAGUCAAGUGUGGCAGCCUCGUGAAGUCGAUUGCGCGCACUGCGGUUGAGAUUGCAGCGCUGGAGAGCCGACCGAUCGACGAGCUCAAUGUCAAUGCCCUGCUCGAUCACGAUGCUACCUCUUGUAGUCGCCAAUCGUGCUACUUGGACAUCCGCUGUGUCGUGAAGAACCGCGGUACUCGUUCCGAGGUCACUCCUGUCUGCGAGGACACGCAUCACUUUUUCGCCCCGUUCAAGCACCUCGACUUGGGGCAAGGCGAGGUGACCGUGCACUCGGUCGUGAAAACAACCGCUGCCAACGCUACUGCGUUCCGCGUAGAGCUCGUGUCGACGGACUUUGUCGCGCUCUUCGUCGAGCUCGAUGCCCCGGGUGUGCCUGGCUACUGGAGCGUGAACUCGUUCUUGAUGCUGGACAACACGAUGAAGACGCUCACGUUCCUGCCAGCGCCUUCGCAAGGGGCAGCCAAGCUGUCCGGGGCUACGUUUGCCCGCCUGGUCGCCGUGAACUGGCUGCAAAAGCGCUUUGAUUAUGAGACGGCGCACAUUGCGGUCAUGUAA
This is a messenger RNA of Hyaloperonospora brassicae, 2844 nucleotides long. The record is from the annotation of a GenBank genome assembly. NCBI's taxonomy places the organism in Eukaryota, Oomycota, Peronosporomycetes, Peronosporales, Peronosporaceae.